Cercocebus atys (sooty mangabey) is the source of this 919-nucleotide messenger RNA. RefSeq names its product histone H2B type 1. The coding region runs from base 115 to 495 and encodes 126 amino acids. Gene Ontology annotation, cellular component: nucleosome. The transcript has a single exon. Lineage: Eukaryota; Metazoa; Chordata; Mammalia; Primates; Cercopithecidae. The record is from RefSeq and is a predicted model, not a curated record. Gene Ontology annotation, molecular function: structural constituent of chromatin; protein heterodimerization activity; DNA binding.
AAUAUGUAAGUUUUCAAACGCCAGUUUAGGACACCAGCUCUAGAGAUAUUACAAGCUGCAGAGUGAGGAUACUUGUCAUUUUUCUUUAGGUUGUGGACGACGUGUUUCUUUAACAUGCCUGAACCUGCUAAGUCUGCUCCUGCCCCAAAGAAGGGCUCCAAAAAGGCGGUGACCAAGGCGCAGAAGAAGGAUGGCAAGAAGCGCAAGCGUAGUCGCAAGGAGAGUUAUUCUGUUUACGUGUACAAGGUGCUAAAGCAGGUCCACCCUGACACUGGCAUCUCAUCGAAAGCCAUGGGUAUCAUGAACUCCUUCGUCAACGAUAUCUUCGAGCGCAUUGCGGGGGAGGCUUCCCGCCUGGCGCAUUACAACAAGCGCUCCACCAUCACCUCCAGGGAGAUCCAGACCGCCGUGCGCCUGCUGCUGCCCGGGGAACUGGCCAAGCAUGCCGUGUCCGAGGGCACCAAGGCUGUCACCAAGUACACCAGCUCUAAGUAAUUCUAACGUCUUCAUACCCAAUCCCAAAGGCUCUUUUAAGAGCCACCCACUUUUUCAGCUAUAGAGUUGUAAUUACCUGCAUAUUUUCUGUGUUUACCAACAGAUUUGGUUUUAUCUUGAUUUGAGGGGUUUGCUGCUGUGUAGGUCUAGAGCACAGUUCUUUUGACUGCUUUAAGGCAAAAUGCUGUACUUAAUCUUAAGUUAGUGGUAGCAUAUUUGUUUUACCCAAAGUGCUGGUUACAAGGCUAGCCCAUUGUGCUGAUGUGCACAUUUUUCUUAUGUUGUGCUGUGAUGUGUCCCUUGUCAAACUGGUUUCAUAAGCAAAGAACUUUUGAAAUUAAGUAAUAUUUCUUUUGCUACUGACAGUGUGGGGAAAAAGAAUGUCUUCCUUAAUUCCGGUUUAGUCAUAACAGCAUUGGCAAGU